This is a messenger RNA of Drosophila kikkawai, 331 nucleotides long. RefSeq lists its product as uncharacterized. The record is from RefSeq and is a predicted model, not a curated record. Lineage: Eukaryota; Metazoa; Arthropoda; Insecta; Diptera; Drosophilidae.
AUCAGAUCAAGGAGAGGAGAUUGUGAAACUGUAAAACCGUAAUCAAAUAAGUUCGUACAAUAAAUUAACUCAAAGCAAAGGUCAGCUAUAGAAAAUGUGCAUAAAAAACUGCGAAGACAUCAAAUUCCGGAACUGCAAAGGUGGAGAAAUCGGCAAUGAAGGUGGAAAGAAUAACGUCAUCCACGCAUCGUCCUCCGGCCACGAGUAUUUUCAAUUACAGCUGCAGUUGCAGUCCAAGCUCAACAAGCAAAGGCAAAAAGGAUCUAAGUUUCCCAACUUCAGGAUUAUUAUGUGUUGUUGCUACUUAAUUAUCAUGGUCCUGAUGAUUUAA